This is a messenger RNA of Pimephales promelas (fathead minnow), 2295 nucleotides long. RefSeq names its product P2Y purinoceptor 3. Gene Ontology annotation, cellular component: membrane. Gene Ontology annotation, biological process: G protein-coupled receptor signaling pathway. The record is from RefSeq and is a predicted model, not a curated record. Lineage: Eukaryota; Metazoa; Chordata; Actinopteri; Cypriniformes; Leuciscidae. Gene Ontology annotation, molecular function: G protein-coupled receptor activity; oxysterol binding.
GGCAAGACAGAAAAGAAGGAAGCACAAAGAAUUACUGAUUGAGACAUGAUUAGUAAAAUUUUGUUAGAUCUGGAUAGUAAAUUGACAAAGUAAUUUGUAAUCAGAGACUGUAGUUGCAGUGCAGCAAAACAUACACAGCACUGAACUUUUCGUCCUGACCUUUUAUCAGAUGCGUGAAGAAAUUAAUGCAUUUUGGCUGCACAUUGGAGUUACCUUUUUCCGCUGACCUUUAAACAGCGAUGUCCUCCUCACAGGAUAUCCUCAAGGUUGAAGGAUGUGGUGCUUCUAGAUUGAGUUGAAGAGGUCCAGAGAAGACAGUGAUGUGGCUUUGUGGUUACAGCUGAUCAUGAAGACCACGGCUUCAGUCUCCAACGCAUCCGUGCAGGCAGAUGUUCGAAACCACAGCGCGCUGCACAGCUGUAGCAUCGACGAGUCCUACAAGUAUGUCAUCUUGCCUCUGUGCUACUCCUUGACCUUCUUGCUCAGCCUCGUCCUGAACUCCACCGUCCUCCUGCGGUCCUACCGGUGCAAGAGUGGCCGUCAGUGGAACACUUCGCUGAUCUACAUGGUCAAUCUGGCCUCCACGGAUCUGAUGUACAGCUUCUCAUUGCCGUUCCUCGUGGCUAGCUACGUGAUGCGUGACCACUGGGUUUUCGGAGACUUCAUGUGCAGGCUGGUGCGUUUCUUGUUUUACUUCAACCUAUACUGCAGCAUCUUCUUCCUCACCUGUAUAUCUGUCCAUCGCUACAUGGGCAUCUGCCAUCCGAUUAGAACCAUCACCUUGGAGAGCAAGCGGGUCGUUCGAGGCAUUUGCGCUGCCGUUUGGGUCAUAGUGUUCAUACUUACGUGCCCCAUCGUCCGGUUUGCCAAAACAGGGGAUGUUUUGAGGAAACUCGGAGGUGGAGUGAAUGAAGGAGUCGAUUCUUGGUCGGAAGGUGCUGGAAAAGUCGAGGUGGAGGUAUACAGGAACUGUUGGGAUGACGCAAUAGACACAGAGUUUUCAGAAUACGUGCCUUACGGAAUCGUUCUGCACCUUCUGGGCUUCUUUUUCCCUUUUAUCGUCAUUGCGUGGUGCUAUUCGCAGGUGGUGCGGACCAUUUUCCUGACGCUACAUUCCCAGCCACAGGUGCAGGAGGAAGGGGGAAUGUGUGGUGGGGUGGAAGGGGUCAAGGACAGGACGUCCGCGUCCAUCUCGGGCUCUCAGCACGCACCGUACCUCAACAGGCGUCGCAAGUCCAUCAAAACCAUCAUCGCCAUCACCAUCCUGUUCGCACUGUGUUUUCUGCCCUUCCACAUAACACGCACGCUCUUCCUCGUCCUCAAAGAAACGAAGGCCGCCGAUUGCCAAACCAUGCGGAUGGUUUCCAUUUGCUACAAGAUAACUCGGCCGCUGGCUUCCUGCAAUUCGUGGCUCAAUGCGCUCCUUUAUUUCUUAACAGGAGACAAAAGCUUAGCCUGCUGUGGACGGUCCGACGCCGGUCAUAACACCCACCUUCUCUGGCCUUUACAGAUUCUUGGAGGACAGAAAGAGGCUGAGGAUCAAGAGCAAGGCAAUUCACAUAAAGCAGCCGAAGCUCAGGAAAGUGACUCGAAAUCAUCCGGAAUAACAUAAAUGAGGUUCGGAAUGCACAAAGGGACAGACCUACUUUACAUGCUUCAGAUUUCAUUUUUUUUUUUCAUUAAUAUUACUGAGUAAUUUCACACAGUCUUGAGUAUUACAGCAUGUUUAAUGCUAGUAUGCGACCGAGCAGUUAUAACCAGCCACCUCUUUUAAACAUUAUGUUUUUGUGUUUUUUUUUUGUGAUGGAUAUUUGGUGAGUAAAAAAUGUAAAAUCAGUAAAUAUUAAUAAAGUAAUAAUUUAUCAAAGUAUAAAAUUGGCAUUGCUUAAGCACUCAAUAAGUUAUUAAUUGCUGAGUGACCAGAAUUGAAGUACUGUUAACAGGCCAAAAUAAUAAACAAAACAAACAGGAAGUAAAAAGUUACUAAUUUACAUCUUGUGACAAUUAAACUGAUUCGCCAACAUUAUCAGCAAGGCAUGUCCUGUUUGUUGUAGAGAUCCUGAAACGGUUGAAUUGCACAUCCCUAGUGUUUUAAAAUAUAAGGCCUGGCGUGAAUAAAACUGCAUUUUAAUGAACGUCAAAGAUAGAAUCACACAUGCACUUUGUCUAAAUGAAACCUUAAAAGCUGAAACACUUUCAUCCCGUGUAAUUUAUUAUGCUUCAUCUAUGCUUGAAUUUGUAAUUCCUCAGCAUUUGUCAAUUCAUAAGAAACAACACCAGAUAUUUUUUUAUGAA